CACUGUUAAAAUCAAAACGAAACCCACAUGCGCAUCAUAGAGCUUGUCAGUCUGUUGGAUUAUAUUCUCACUUGGGAUCUCCCUCUUCCCUCCAUCCUCUACCCUCUGCAUUCAAUUUAGAACCCCCGAGAAACCCUCGACAAACCUUCUCUUCAAGAAAACCAUGUCUCUCUCACUAAACCCCACCUCUUUCUCCUUCUUCCUUUUCUCCCUCUACUUUCUCUCUCUCCCCGUCGGAACCUCCUCGCUUCCGGUCGUUGGCAUCACCUACACUCACGACCCCCGCCACGACCACGACCACACCCCACCAAGCCAUGUUGCCUCCACCGUCCAUUCCCUCAAACUCUCCGCCGUACGGCUGCCCGAAUCUGACCCUUCCGUUGUCCGAGACUUCUCCUACUCCAACAUCUCCCUCCUCCUCAACAUCCCCAACUCCUUGAUUCCGGCCAUUGCCUCCAACCGUUCCAAUGCUCUCCGGUGGCUCUACCACCACGUUAUACCCUUCUAUCCACGCAGCAAAGUGUCCACCAUAUCCGUCGGCAACGACAUUCUGGAUACCUCCUCCGACCUCGCCGAUUUUCUCCUCCCGGCGAUCAGGAACGUCCACUUGGGACUACGGGAUCUUGGGAUCCAGAAGAUAUCUGUUUCCACCACCUUUUCUUUCAUCAACAUCAUGACGACGUCGUUUCCUCCUUCGGCGGCGGAGUUUCAAGAACCGGUCUCCGAGUUACUGAUAAAACCACUUCUUCAGUUCUUGGACGACACCAACUCUUCGUUCUUGGUCAAUCUGUACCCGUACAAUGUGUACCGCUUGAACUCCGAGAUCCCCAUUGGGUUCGCUCUCUUCCAACAACACCCCUUUAAUUACCGUGACGAUCUCACCACCGGAGUCCGAUACCGGAACUUGUUCGAUAUGAUGGUGGAUUCGGUGAUUAGCGCAAUGGCGGUGGCAGGCCAUGAGAGUAUCCCAGUGAUAGUGACGGAGACUGGGUGGCCUAGCUCCGGCGACGCCUCGGAAAUUGAUGCCAGCCCGGCUUAUGCAGAGAUGUACAUUAAUGGUCUGGUGACCCAUCUGAGCUCGGGUCUUGGUACACCGCUGCGGAGAGAGGGGGUGGCGGAGACUUACAUAUAUGAGCUGUUUGAUAGAGAAACGAGGCAGGGCACUGAUUCCGGACGACAUUGGGGGAUCAUGUAUCCCAACAUGACAAGGAAGUACAAUAUCCCGUUCUCUGGUUCAGUUAGAACUGGUUAUAGCAGAGGUUGGGUGAGGAUGGUGGGAGGGCUUUUCACCAUUGUUGCUCUAUGGCUGUUGCAGUAG
Vitis vinifera (wine grape) is the source of this 1318-nucleotide messenger RNA. Its product is annotated as glucan endo-1,3-beta-glucosidase 12. Lineage: Eukaryota; Viridiplantae; Streptophyta; Magnoliopsida; Vitales; Vitaceae. Gene Ontology annotation, cellular component: plasma membrane. Gene Ontology annotation, molecular function: hydrolase activity, hydrolyzing O-glycosyl compounds. Gene Ontology annotation, biological process: carbohydrate metabolic process. Bases 164 to 1318 code for a protein of 384 amino acids. The transcript has a single exon. The record is from RefSeq and is a predicted model, not a curated record.